AUGGCGUUGUCGAAGUCGUCGUAUCAGUAUAACCGAAAAACGUGGGAAGACUCAGAAUUUCCAGUUCUUUGUCAGUCUUGUCUUGGAUCAAAUCCAUAUAUCAGAAUGUUGAAAGAUCGGCAUGGAGCAGAAUGCAAGAUCUGUCAACGUCCGUUUACGUCUUUCCGUUGGAUGCCUGGUAAAGGAAUGCGAUAUAAAAAGACAGAAGUAUGUCAGACCUGUGCAAAGAUGAAGAAUGUUUGUCAGACAUGUCUUCUAGAUCUUGAAUUUGGCUUACCUGUUCAAGUUCGUGAUCAUGCAUUGCAAAUACAAGACGAUAUGCCUAAGCAAGGUGCGAAUCGUGAUUAUUACAUUCAAAAACAAGAACGGGAACUAGCUCUGACGGAUGGUACUAUCCCUGCUGGUGCGCUUGCUAAAAUUACUGAUGCAGCAUCAAAUGAUUUACUUAAAAAGCUUGCUCGGAAUCAACCGUAUUAUCAACGGAACAAGCCACAUAUUUGUUCAUUUUUUGUUAAAGGUGAAUGUAGACGCGGUGAAGAAUGUCCUUAUAGGCAUGAAAAGCCAUCAGAUCCGGAUGAUCCUCUAAGUCAUCAAAACAUGCGCGAUCGUUAUUACGGAAACAAUGAUCCAGUUGCUGAGAAGCUUUUAAAUCGUGCUAAAGCAUUACCUGUUUUACAAACACCAGAAGACGCCAGUAUCACGACACUUUAUAUUGGGGAUAUGGGUCCGGCAGGAUUAAUAAAUGAAACUGAUUUGAGAGAUUAUUUCUAUCAGUUUGGUGAAAUACGUAGCCUUAAUAUAUUACCGAAUAAAGGUUGUGCAUUCAUAUCAUUUACAACGCGCCAAGCUGCCGAGAAGGCUGCAGAUCGCUCAUUUAAUAAGCUUAUUUUACAAGGAAGGCGACUGAAAAUAAGAUGGGGACGACCUCAAGCACAAACUGUUGCAGAAGAAAAAGAGAAGGCAGAGCCAGUUAUUGGUCUUCCUAAUCCUUGUCCAGUACCGGAUUUGUUCAAUGAGUCUGCAGAUUUUUCCAAACGUGCACGUAUUGAUCGCAUACCGAUGCCUCCGAUACCUCCUGCAGUAGCUUACGCACCACCUUCACAUCUUAUUGUGCCACAGGUGUCAUAUGAAGGCAUGAUGUCAUAUGUACCUGCAGCAACAAAAGUUUAUUAUCCUAGUCAAGAUCCUCAACGAUUAGGUUCUAAAGGUGAUUUGAUGGAAUAA
Thelazia callipaeda (thelaziosis nematode) is the source of this 1224-nucleotide messenger RNA. The record is from the annotation of a GenBank genome assembly. Lineage: Eukaryota; Metazoa; Nematoda; Chromadorea; Rhabditida; Thelaziidae.